AAAACACCAAUUUAUUAUCACUUGAGUUGUUGAUUCGAAUAGACGUUUCUCGAAAUGGUGAGCAAAGUAGCAAUUUUCGGUGGUACUGGUAUGACUGGGUCAUGCGUUGUUGAAUAUGCAUUACAAAAAGGUCUUUCGGUUCGACUGUUGUAUCGCACCGAAGAAACGGUUGAACCAUUCAAGAAUCGAGACAAAGUGGAGCUGAUCAAAGGUGAUGUUACAAAUGUCCAAGAUGUUGAAAAUGUGUUGACUGGCACGGAUGGUGUGGUGGUUACCCUGGGUACACGAAACAAACUCGAACCAACCACGGUUCUAUCGACGGGCCUAACAAACAUCGUAAAUGCCAUGGAAAAAGUAAAACUGCGCAAAAUAUCUGUGUGUUUAUCGUCAUUUUUAUUCUGGGAUCAAGAUAAAGUGCCAAAACAAUUUGAGCAUUUGAAUGCUGAACACAAACGUAUGUUGGAUAUUAUAAAGGCAACAUCGUUAGAUUACAUUGCCAUAUUGCCACCGCACAUUGCCAAUGAGCCAUCGUCGGAGCAUAAAAUUCUACACGAUCAAUCGCCCGGUCGUGUCAUUUCGAAAUUUGAUUUGGCCAAAUUUUUCAUCGAUUCCCUGGAUCUAUCGGAACAUUAUGGCAAAGUAUGUGGCAUCGCCAAGGUUUAAGCCUUAAAAUUGUCUUUGCCAAUGGAGAAAAAAAAACAUAGCACCUUCUCUUCUUCUUCUUCUAUUUUCUCAUUUUAUUUGAUACAAUCAAUUGAUUUCAUUUCCUUUUUUAUUUACAAUUUUCCUAAUUAAAUUUGUUGAAAAUAAACUUGGCUUGAUAUGGUACAUAAAUAUCACUUAUAAAAAAAAUAUAGUCAAUUGCAAAAAUAAAUUACUCUUUCUCUGUA
Sitodiplosis mosellana (orange wheat blossom midge) is the source of this 890-nucleotide messenger RNA. RefSeq names its product flavin reductase (NADPH). The record is from RefSeq and is a predicted model, not a curated record. Lineage: Eukaryota; Metazoa; Arthropoda; Insecta; Diptera; Cecidomyiidae. The coding region runs from base 55 to 663 and encodes 202 amino acids. The transcript has 2 exons.